Porites lobata is the source of this 1638-nucleotide messenger RNA. NCBI's taxonomy places the organism in Eukaryota, Metazoa, Cnidaria, Anthozoa, Scleractinia, Poritidae. The record is from the annotation of a GenBank genome assembly.
UCCGUGGAUAGCGCCUCAGGUGCUAACGAACUUCCAUUUAUCGAGGCGUUACAUGACCACUUCUUGACGCAAACUAACCACACACCGACUCGCGGUAGUAACAUUCUUGAUCUAGCGAUAAGAAGUGCCCCAGAUCACACCAAAGUGACCGAGGCGUUGUUACCUGAUAAAGCCGGUGUUUUUACGGAUCAUUGUGUAGUCCUGUUUGAGUACAAUUCUUUUGUUAAUGCGUCCUCACACCCGCGCAAAUUUGUCUACGACUACGCAAUUGGCGAUUUUGAAGGUUUGCGUGAAGCUCUCUCGGCAAUCAAUCUUUCUUCUAUUGUGGGCCAUAACAAUAUAGAUGAUGACUGGCGGUGCUGGAAGGACUUAUUCUUAGCUGCUGUCAAGGACUUCGUGCCAUCGAAGAAACUGAAAGGCCGUAACUCGGUUCCUUGGAUAGAUAGUAAUAUUUUAAACCUAAUCAAGAAAAGAACUCAGUUCGCCAAAAACUGAAGUCACAUCCGAACGCCGGCCUGAGGGAUAAGUUUAAGUCUCUGCGCGCGCAAGUCAAGAAACUGCUUCGCGAAAACUAUGAUCACUUUUACUACUCCAUUGACACUGGCUUUAGAUUCAAUCCCAAGCGCUUAUGGUCAUUUUGAAGCCUAACUCUAAAUCUCAUCCCAUCCUAGGCCAUGUCUCCAUGGUAACCGUCCCAGACUCUUCCGCUGACCAGUCACAAAACCCUUCAAGAGUAAGUGCUGAUACACCUGCGGGAAUAGCUGACCUGUUUAACAGUUUUUUUGCCUCUGUAUUUACUAUCGACAGCGCAGUGGAGAAGACAGCGUGCAUACGUUCGGACACUGUUAUAUCCGAUCUAACUUUCAGUGAGUCCACGGUUCUAGCUGCACUCAAAGCACUAGAAGUCGGUAAAGCCACAGGGCCGGACGAAAUCCCUGCUAAAUUGCUCAAAGAGACUGCCUCAGUGAUUGCUCCUUCCUUAUGUAAGAUCUUCAACAAAUCACCGCAACUAGGGUCUCUUCCGAGUGACUGGAAACUAGCUAACGGCGUGCCUGUCCACAAAAAGGGUGCGAAAGACCACGUGGAAAAUUAUGCCCCAUCUCUCUACUCCCAAUAGUGUCCAAGGUCUUUGAGCGUCGUCUGUUGAAUAGCAUCAUGGACCACCUGUACAAUGUAAUUUCACCUAAACAACAUGGUUUUUGUACUGGAAGAUCGUGCGUCACCAACCUGCUUGAGGCUUUUGACCACAUUGGUUCACUUUUAGAUAGUGGCAGCCAGGUUGACACCAUCUACUUUGAAAUGUCUAAAGCUUUCGACAAAGUCAGUCACAGGCGCCUCGUCCAUAAGGUAAUCCAGGCCGGUUUCGGUGGCAAACUGCUUAACUGGUUCUGCUCUUACCUGUCAGGUCGACGCCAACGCGUUACGGUACUCGGCGCCACUUCAGAGGAUCUUCCUGUUACCUCUGAAGUAUCUCAGCGUUCCGUACUCGGACCAGCCCCCUUCCUCUUAUACGUCAACGACCUUCCCGAAGUCAUCAGUUCUAGCAGUCGAGUAUUGAUGUUCGUUGACGACACAAAAAUAUUCAGCGAGAUAAAGACUUUGGGAGAUGCCUCUUCUCUCCAGAAAGACCUUGGUAAG